Messenger RNA from Baudoinia panamericana UAMH 10762, 1545 nucleotides. RefSeq lists its product as uncharacterized. Bases 1 to 1545 code for a protein of 514 amino acids. The transcript has a single exon. Lineage: Eukaryota; Fungi; Ascomycota; Dothideomycetes; Mycosphaerellales; Teratosphaeriaceae. The record is from RefSeq and is a predicted model, not a curated record. Gene Ontology annotation, molecular function: 1-alkyl-2-acetylglycerophosphocholine esterase activity.
AUGGAUGCGGUACGACCUAGAUGGCUCGAUCAUACCCGAUCUUCACCUUGGCUAGAUCGAGUGGCGGUGCUACUUCGGCCCCGCCUAACUGUUGGCUACGUGCUCUGCUCCUUAGUAGCAUUGUACGUCCUGUACUGUUACAUUGUCUGGUCCCCUCUUUUCGCUUCGAAGCUGCCAGGCUAUACCGGUCCUCAUGAAGUCGGCGCUAUUGAUGUGGAAGUGCCUGUUCAGCUACCACGGAGAAUCAAUGAUACUACUUUCUUGAAGAAUGGCGAACCGGCUUUCCAGCUUGAUACAGUGCUCUUCACGCUCUACUAUCCUGCCGUGAAAGGCGCGAGGAGCUACAAAGCAAGGCACAGAUGGUUCCCUAAACCUAUCAGCCUUAUUGCAGAAGGCUACGCUACAGCAGCACAUUUCAACAACGCUUUUUCGCGGUCGCUCUUUACGCUUGCGCUCUGGGGUCUUGCUGGAAGUAUCGAUAUUCCAGCGAAGGUUGAUGUUCCUUUACUGCAGCCCUCGGAAAAGGAUAGCGAGUCCGACCAAUUUCCCAUUAUCGUAAUGUCGCACGGUGAUGUAAGCUCGCGAACAGACUACACAGCCUAUUGCGGUGAGCUUGCCAGUCGCGGCAUUGUUGUGGCGGCGAUUGAACAUCGAGAUGGCUCUUGCCCCGGCUCGGUAGUGCAUCUUCCGAAUGGAACUAGGAAUGUUGUGCUAUUCAGAGCGGACCAGUUGCGAACUGAGACAUCAGAGACUGGUCUGUCGAACGAUGACUGGAGGUUCCAGAAGCUCGCAUAUCGUGACGCAGAGAUCGAGGAGACAAUCUACGUACUGCAGAAUCUUAAUCGCGGUGAAGGCGAUCUGGUCUUUACCAAAAAUCACCGCCACGAGGGCAGUGAGCUCAAGGCAUGGAAGAAGCGACUAGAUCUGUCACACGUCGUCAUCGCAGGCCACAGUUUUGGCGCAACAGGCGCAAUGCAGGCACUCAAGAGCGCCAACAAGACCUCCAGCGGAAACUCUAACUUCGUCAAUCCAGCUAUCGGCGGCAUCAUACUGGACCCGGGAAAGGAAUCUGGACGCCUGAACACGGACAUUGACGUGCCGCUUCUGAUCGUACAUUCCGACUCCUGGUCCAAAGCCCGUACCAUCUUCUACGGACGUCCGCACUUUGAUACCGUGCGUGACAUCGCAAAGGACGUUCUUGUGAGAAUUGGCCGGACAUGGUUCAUGACGAGUCUGAAGACCAGCCAUCCUAGUAUCACUGAUGCACCUCUAAUAGAGCCUUUGUUGCUGUCUUGGACUACAGGCGCAACGAUUAAUGUUAAGGAAGGCCUGAGGGAGUAUGUCCGAGUCAGUACGGAAUACCUGGCAUUCCUCAAAGAUGGCAGCAGGAAGGGUGUGCUGGAAAUUGGUGUUACGCACGCAUCUUAUGGAAACGAUACGAGGACGGACGAACAGAAGAAGCGAAUCGACAAAGAUAUAAUGAAGUACUGGGAAGUUCAUGUUGCCCCGCCAAUGCCACAUUUUGCAACUGAUGAGAAGGCGUAA